CCGGCCCCAGCAGUGCCCGGCGCGAAGGCGCGGACGUCCGGAGCCCGCGAGUGUCCCCGGCCGAGGUCCGAGGAGGCACCCACGUAUACACACACCCGGCGACGAGGCACAGCGGAGAGGGGUGACCAACAUGCGCCAUCGGAUCGCGCCCGCCACGCGCCCCCCGCACCGCGUCUGAGCCGGGCGGCGAGUUCAAGCCCAGCCCCGCUGCCCGUGCGGCCGCACCAUGAGCCACGGGGCGAGCCCGCGCCUGGCCGAGUCCCCGCAGCUGUCCAAGGGCAGCCUGCUCACCAUCCUGGGCAGCCCCGUGCCGCCCGAGCGCGGCGGGGACUCCCUGCCGCCCACGCCGCCCAGCGGCACGCCCUCGCCGGGGCCGCAGCCGCCGCCGCUGCCGCUGCCGCUGCCCCUGCCCCCGGCGCCCGCGCUGCUGGCCGACGGCGACUGGGAGAGCCGCGAGGAGCUGCGGCUGCGGGAGCUGGAGGAGGCGCGCGCGCGCGCGGCGCAAAUGGAGAAGACCAUGCGCUGGUGGUCGGACUGCACGGCCAACUGGCGGGAGAAGUGGAGCAAGGUGCGCGCCGAGCGGAACCGCGCGCGCGAGGAGGUGCGCCAGUUGCGCCAGCGCCUGGACGCGCUCACCAAGGAGCUGGCGGGCGCGCGGCGCGAGCGCCAGGAGGCGCAGGGAGAGUGCGAGGCGCGGGGCCGCGAGCUGGCGCGGCUGCGGGGCGCCCGCGACGGUCCCGAGACGGAGCCCGAGAGGGAGCACGAGCCGGUGCGCGACGUCGGGUCCGAGAGGCCCCAAGGCAGCCAGGAGCUGGAGCUGGAGACCCUGCUGAAGAGCAGAGCCGAGGAGCCGGACGGCGGCUGGGAGGCGAGCAGCCUCGGGGCUGGGGCCCGCCGGGGCAGCGUGGGCCGCCUGGAGAGAAGCCGGCUGCCCUGGGAGGACGCGGUGGCCACGGAGGAAGACGCCUCCAAGCUGACCGCCCUGCGGCUGCGGCUGGACGAGUCCCAGAAGGUGCUGCUGAAGGAGCGCGAGGAUAAGCUGGCCCUGAGCAGGAGCAUCGAGAAGCUGGAGGGGGAGCUCAGCCAGUGGAAGAUCAAGUACGAGGAGCUGAGCAAGGCCAAGCAGGAGAUGCUCAAGCAGCUGAGUAUCCUGAAGGAGGCCCACCAGGACGAGCUGGGCCGCAUGUCCGAGGACCUGGAGGACGAGCUGGGGGCCCGGUCCAGCAUGGACAGGAAGAUGGCCGAGCUGAGGGGUGAGAUGGAGCGGCUGCAGGCGGAGAACGCGGCCGAGUGGGGGCGCCGCGAGCGGCUGGAGACCGAGAAGCUGGGCCUGGAGCGGGAGACCAAGAAGCUGCGGGCGCAGGUCGGGGACCUGGAGGAGGCGCUGGCCCGCCGGCGGCGCCAGGCCACCAGCGCCCUGGACUGCGACCUGCGGGCCAGCCAGGCCGCGCUCUUCGAGAAGAACAAGGAGCUGGCCGACCUGAAGCACGUGCACGGGAAGUUGAAGAAGCAGCUGCAGGAGAAGGUGGCUGAGCUGGCACAUGCCAACCGGCGGGUGGAGCAGCAUGAGGCCGAGGUGAAGAAGCUGCGGCUCCGGGUGGAGGAGCUCAAGAAGGAGCUGGCCCAGGCGGAAGACGAGCUGGACGAGGCCCACAACCAGGCGCGUAAGCUGCAGCGGUCGCUGGACGAGCAGACGGAGCACGGCGAGAACCUGCAAGUGCAGCUGGAGCAUCUGCAGUCCAGGCUCCGCCGGCAGCAGCAGAACGCCCCGCUCUUUGGCAAGAUCCGCAGCGCUCGCUUUGGGAGCGAGGAGGCCGCGGACGGAGCCAGCGACCUGGACGAGGACGAGGACCUGCAGCUCCAGGUGUCCUGAGCGCACCCCCCACGCCGCGUCCCGCACGUCUCCUCUCCACCAAAGCACGCAAGCCGGGCAGGGUCCACCUGUGCCCGUCGUAGGCGGCAGUGCCCAGUCCCGACGCUCAGUCCGGGGUCACAGACACAGCGCUCACUCGCACCUGGCCUCAGCGACCCCCGCACCCAGCCCCUUUCUGCCUGGGGAGAAAAGCGGGUGUCGAGACCCCCCCAUACACACCCGCCCUGGGCUGCGGGAUUGGGCGGGACCCCUCCUUGUACAGUGUGGUCACCUCAGCCUGUGGUAAUAAAGGGAC
Sorex araneus (European shrew) is the source of this 2168-nucleotide messenger RNA. It is a transcript of the gene CCDC102A, whose product is annotated as coiled-coil domain containing 102A. Gene Ontology annotation, cellular component: myosin complex. The record is from RefSeq and is a predicted model, not a curated record. NCBI's taxonomy places the organism in Eukaryota, Metazoa, Chordata, Mammalia, Eulipotyphla, Soricidae. Bases 227 to 1873 code for a protein of 548 amino acids. The transcript is spliced from 9 exons.